This is a messenger RNA of Chinchilla lanigera (long-tailed chinchilla), 2102 nucleotides long. RefSeq names its product podocan-like 1 (gene Podnl1). The record is from RefSeq and is a predicted model, not a curated record. NCBI's taxonomy places the organism in Eukaryota, Metazoa, Chordata, Mammalia, Rodentia, Chinchillidae. The transcript has 10 exons. Bases 151 to 1944 code for a protein of 597 amino acids. Gene Ontology annotation, molecular function: protein binding.
AGGGGUGGGCCGGCUCCCUCGAGCCUGGGAGAAGGCUGUGUGUGGGGGUGGUGGCUCUGCCGAGAUGGAGGGAGGUGGUGGUCACACCAGGGACUGCAGGAGGUGACUGGUUUGCACUCAGGCAGGCGAGAAGGCAGAGCAGGGCUGGCGAUGCAGCUGAGCCUGCUGCUGCUGGUGCUGCCACUGCUGCUGCCGCCGGGCCCCCUGCCUGUUCCCGGCAUGGAGGACCCUGACUUCCCCCACCCGGGAGAGAGCUCACAGCCCCCACCCUGGGCUUGUCCCUGGCGCUGCUCUUGCCCCCAGGCUGACGUGGUGGACUGCGCUGGGCUGGACCUGCAUGUGUUUCCGGACAAUAUCACCAGGGAGGCCCGGUACCUCUCCCUGCAGAACAACCGGCUCCGGGAGCUCCCCUACAAUGAGCUGUCCCGACUCAGCGGCCUGCGCACCCUCAACCUCCACAACAACCUCAUCUCGUCUGAGGGCCUGCCCGACGAGGCCUUCGAGUCGCUGGGGCAGCUGCAGCACCUCUACGUGGCCCACAACCAGCUCUCCGCGGCCCCGCAGUUCCUGCCCCGCUCGCUCCGCGUAGCUGACCUGGCCGCCAACCAGGUGACGGAGAUCUUCCCGCUCACCUUCGGGGAGAAGCCGGCCCUCAGGACCCAGUGUGGCUGGGGGGCAGCGGGGCGUGGUGGCCGCAGCCUGGGUGCCCUCAGGUCCGUGUACCUCCACAACAACCAGCUGGGCAACGCCGGCCUCCCACCCGAUGCUUUCCGCGGCUCCGAGGCCAUAGCCACCCUCAGCCUGUCCAGCAACCGGUUCCGCUACCUGCCGCCUAGCCUGCCCACCUCACUGGAGCGGCUACACCUGCAGAACAACCUCAUUUCCAAGGUGCCCCGAGGGGCCCUGAGUCGCCAGACCCACCUCCGUGAGCUGUACCUUCAGCACAACCAGCUGACAGACAGUGGCCUGGAUGCCACCACCUUCAGCAAGCUGCGCAGCCUGGAGUACCUGGAUCUGUCGCACAACCAGCUGGCGACGGUGCCCACCGGCCUGCCCAAGGCCCUGAGCAUCCUGCACCUGGGCCGCAACCGCAUCCGGCAGGUGGAGGCAGCGCGGCUGCGUGGGGCCAGGGGCUUGCGCUACCUGCUGCUGCAGCACAACGAGCUGGGGGCCACGGGGCUGCCGGCCAAGGCGCUGCGCCCGCUGAGGGCUCUGCACACGCUGCACCUCUACGGGAACCGGCUGGAACGGGUGCCCCCCGGGCUGCCACGCAGCCUGGGGGCCCUGCUGAUGCCCCACAACCACGUGGCUGCGCUGGGUGCUCGAGACCUGGCCUCCGUGCCAGGCCUGGCCGAGCUCAACCUAGCCUACAACAGGCUGACCAGCGCCCGCCUGCACCACCGGGCUUUCCACCGCCUGCGCACCCUGCGCUGCCUCGACCUGGCUGGCAACCAGCUGACCCGGGUGCCCGCCGGCCUGCCUGGGAGCCUGCGCGCCCUGCGCCUUCAGCGUAACCAGCUGCGCGCCCUGGAGCCCGAGUCGCUGGCUGGGUUGGGUCAGCUGCAGGAGCUCAGCCUGGCCCACAACCAGCUGCGCAUCGGCGACAUCGGGCCCGGCACGUGGCACGAGCUGCAGGCCCUCCAGAUGCUGGACCUGGGCCACAACGAGCUGUCCUUCGUGCCCCCCGACCUGCCCGAGGCCCUGGAGGAGCUGCACCUGCAGGGCAACCGCAUCGGCCACGUGGGGCCGGAAGCCUUCCUCAGCACGCCGCACCUGCGCGCCGUCAUCCUCAGGGCUAACAGACUGCACAUGACCAGCAUCGCGGCCGAGGCCUUCCUGGGCCUCCCGCACUUGCGCGUGGUGGACACUGCCGACAACCCCGAGCAGGUCCUGGUCCGGCUGCCGCCCACCACCCCGCGCCGGCCCCGGGCUGGGGGCUCCUGAGUCAGCCCAACAGCCCCGAGCCCUGGGGUUCAGCAGGGCAUGGACUGAGGGGACAGUGCCCAGCUGGGGCCCUACGGCCACCACCACCCAGGGUGGGGCAGAAGGAGUCAAGAGACAAUAAAGCCACCCUUUCCCAGCGCUCACCUGGGACCAGCGCC